Clupea harengus (Atlantic herring) is the source of this 4336-nucleotide messenger RNA. It is a transcript of the gene kpna3, whose product is annotated as karyopherin subunit alpha 3. Gene Ontology annotation, biological process: protein import into nucleus. The record is from RefSeq and is a predicted model, not a curated record. Gene Ontology annotation, molecular function: protein binding; nuclear import signal receptor activity. NCBI's taxonomy places the organism in Eukaryota, Metazoa, Chordata, Actinopteri, Clupeiformes, Clupeidae. Gene Ontology annotation, cellular component: cytoplasm.
UCCUCCUUUCCCUUUGGUGCAAAUUAGCGUCGUGGCUAAUAGCAUUUGUUUCAGAUCUACAGUAGUGAAACAGUCUGUGUUAGUGUAGGUAUAGCCGAGUAACAGUGAUAGGGCUUGACAUGGGUCUUAUCGCCUGCAACUGUGUUAUGGGCGAUGAUUGUGUCACGGAUGUACCUAAAAUGUAAUGAGUGCUAACCAGCUAGCUUAGGUCUUGGGUCUUCCCCCAGAUUGAGCUCCGUCGCUUGACUCCUCCUACUGGUUGCUCCUGCCCCACCACGCUCUGUCACGUUUGGUCGUCCACCUCUCGGCUUCACAGCAGAGCUUCUCCCUUCCCUCGCCGGAGCUCUGAGCGUCGGAAUAGACACAGAACACAGCCAUGGCAGAAAACGCCGGCUUGGAAAACCACCGCAUUAAGAGCUUUAAAAAUAAGGGGCGAGAUGUUGAGACGAUGCGAAGACACCGUAAUGAAGUGACAGUAGAAUUGAGAAAGAACAAGCGAGACGAGCACCUGCUGAAGAAGCGCAAUGUUCCUCAGGAGGAAAGCCUUGAGGACUCGGACGUCGACUCGGACUUCAAAGGGCAAAAUGUAACACUAGACGCCAUCCUACAGAAUGCCACCAGUGAUAAUGCAGUAGUACAGCUCAGUGCCGUGCAGGCAGCCAGAAAAUUACUCUCCAGUGAUAGAAACCCACCCAUCGAUGACUUGAUAAAAUCUGGAAUCCUCCCCAUUCUAGUGAAAUGCCUGGAAAGGGAUGACAAUCCUUCAUUGCAGUUUGAAGCAGCUUGGGCCCUGACCAACAUUGCAUCCGGCACCUCCGCACAGACCCAGGCAGUGGUCAAAUCCAAUGCUGUCCCCCUGUUCCUGCGGCUGCUCCACUCCCCCCACCAGAAUGUGUGUGAACAGGCUGUGUGGGCGCUCGGCAACAUUAUUGGUGAUGGACCUCAGUGUAGAGAUUACGUCAUCUCUUUGGGCGUGGUCAAGCCACUGCUGUCGUUCAUUAAUCCCUCGAUUCCCAUCACCUUCCUGCGGAAUGUCACUUGGGUCAUCGUCAACCUGUGCAGGAACAAGGACCCUCCCCCACCCAUGGAGACCGUCCAGGAGAUCCUGCCAGCCCUUUGUGUCCUAAUAUACCACACGGAUAUAAAUAUCCUGGUGGACACAGUGUGGGCGCUCUCCUACCUGACAGACGGUGGCAAUGAGCAAAUUCAGAUGGUCAUUGACUCGGGGGUCGUGCCCUUCCUGGUCCCACUGCUUAGCCACCAGGAGGUCAAAGUUCAGACGGCCGCACUUAGGGCGGUGGGCAACAUCGUCACAGGAACAGACGAGCAGACACAGGUGGUUCUGAAUUGUGACGUCCUCUCCCAUUUCCCCAACCUACUCACACACCCCAAAGAGAAGAUCAACAAGGAGGCGGUGUGGUUCCUCUCCAACAUCACUGCAGGUAACCAGCAGCAGGUGCAGGCAGUGAUUGACGCCGGCCUCAUCCCCAUGAUCAUUCAUCAGCUGGCCAAGGGUGACUUUGGCACACAGAAGGAAGCUGCCUGGGCUAUCAGCAACCUGACAAUAAGCGGCAGGAAGGACCAGGUGGAGUACCUUGUCCAGCAGAACGUGAUCCCGCCCUUCUGUAACCUUCUGUCAGUGAAGGACUCUCAGGUGGUGCAGGUGGUGCUGGACGGCCUCAAGAACAUUCUCAUAAUGGCUGGAGAUGAGGCCAGCACCAUCGCAGAGAUCAUCGAGGAGUGUGGAGGUCUGGAGAAGAUUGAAAAUCUCCAGCAGCAUGAAAACGAGGACAUCUACAAACUGGCGUUUGAGAUCAUCGAUCAGUACUUCUCAGGAGACGAUAUCGAUGAAGACCCAAGCCUCAUCCCUGAAGCUACUCAGGGUGGAACCUUCAACUUUGACCCUGCCCCUAACCUGCAGACCAAGGAGUUCAAGUUCUAGGUGAGCAAGUGUGUGUGUGGGCGUGGCCUGCUCCUCACUCCGGCCCCGAGACAUCGCUCCAACGCAACAGAUCUACUGGACACACACACACACACACACACACACACACACACGCACUGAAGGAUCAGCCUCUCCACCCACCCUCUCUGAUGCUUCUGAACGUAUGAACGUAUGAACGCAAAAAAAACAAAAACAAACGGAAACCAACACAGACUGAAAAUGAUCACCACCCGCCUCCCCUGUCACUCUGCAGUUGCCAAAAAGUUGCUAUUUUUUUUUUUUUUUCUUCACUGUUCCCCUCUCUUUCAAACACACACACUUGUUCACAUAGACUGGAUAUAGUAAAAGAGUCAAACAAUGUGCAUGAAAGUUAACACACACACACACACACACAUCAGACACUUGUGAUCAAACCAGGCAUCGUGUUCUUGAAGGACGGACUCCUGUGGAAUACUCACUAUGAAGAAGGCAGGCAUUCUCUUUCUUCUCGCCAGGCAGUCACCUUCCUUGAAGUUCUUCACCCCAACCCAACCCACGAAACCUAAGCGCACAGUGUACCAUGACAUGACCACCUCCACCCUCCAACCCCCAGACAUCCAUCAAAGCCAUGACAGAUCCGGGCCCAGACUUCCCAGAAUUCCCUUGGGGCUUUACUCCCAGGCUAGGGGUGGAGGAUCUGUCCACUGAAGCUCUCCACACCUCUCGUCUAGGACACCAGGUUUUUUUUUUUUUUUUUUUUUUUUUUUCUGAAUCUAUUGAAGUCAUCAUGAGAAAAAUCAACAGUGGAUGUUGCGUUCAAAAGGAAAAUAAUGAAAGAAAAAGACAAGACGGCACACUUGAACAGAGGAUAAUUUACUUUUUAAGCGUCGUCAUCUGUUCUGAUUUCAGCACACCAACAUUGAAACAAACAACCCGACUCGUGUGCAUGCGCACGCACAGGAAGUGAACUCUGUGAGAUCAACGUCUGGUGUUAGCCCAGGGGUAGCUGGCACCCCCUGUCUCUGCCUCUGGGGCCAGGGGACCCCCCCCCCCCCCCCCACACACACACCAAAUCCAACCCACUGCUCCGCCCCUACAACUGCUGAGUCCGCUGGAGCACCUCCCCAACCCCCCCAGCCCUUUGGAACACCCCCCCUUACCACACCCACCCUUCCUGUCUGGACCUGCACUGAAACAGACCCUCAGCUGAAGACUGACCUUCCUUCUCACAGCCACAUACACACCACUCAGCUGUUGUUUUUUUUGGUUUUCCUUUUGGGGUUAUUGGCUUUAGAGGGAGCUCAACUCUCCGCUGUUCUAUGUAAGGGCAAAAGAGCGAGAGAACGGCACAAACACAAGGGUUUGCCGCAGCAGUUGGAUUGGUCUGAAUUAUUUAUAAUUUAGUUUUAUUAACGAUUUUCCUAAUUUUUUUUUGUUUUUAGUCUGGAGCGGCAACAGUGACCGCUCUCUCUCCCCUGUAUCUCUAUACCAAUCACGGAUCCUCUGCACACCCCUUCCACUCACCCCUCUAACCCCCUCUCACCCCCCCUCUGUUGGCCGUGGCAAGUGGAACUUCGGUGUCACUGCGCUGUGGAGGAACCCAUUCCUGACAGCAGGGUUCCACUUUUUUUUUUCUUUGGCUUUUUUAAUUUUGAAUUCUGACAUUUUAUUUGCUACAAACCUACUUGUACAAAAAAAAAAAAAAAAAAAAAAAAAACGUAAACAUAACUAUCCAACUUUCUGCUCAUGUAAGGUCUUUUAUGAAGCCGCUGCUGCAUCUACUAGUCUUUUGGUUGGGACACUUGCAGGCGCUAACCUUGUAUUACUGAUGUCUGCAAUCACCAGGAACUCUGGUGUAACAUGCGUAUUUGUGAUGACAGAACGCCUUUCUUUGGACAUGGGCUUUCUCACUGUUUGUGACUGGACAUUUUCUUUGUUUUCCCUGUGCAUUCACUUUGUAAAGGGAUUUGGAAAAAAAAAAAAAAAUCUAUAUAUGAAUAUAUACAUAUACAUUUGGACUAAUGUAGUAAUGUUUUGGCUGUGAACUACUGAACGAGAGCUGGAGCAACAGCCAGAGCCUCUUGGAAUAGCCAUUUCUAAUUGAUGAACAAAAAACUCCUAGCAGGUGUACCUUCCUGACAAAUAUCUAGACACAUAGAAAAGAGCCACUUUAAAGGUAAGAAUUUUUCUUUUUUGUCUUGUAUCAGAAACGGAUACAAGCUUAUGCUUGUUGCAAGAUUUUACUUGCUUAAGAGAAAAAAAAAAAAACAUAAAUAUGAAAAAGCGACAGAUAGCAUUUUGGCCUCUGAUUGUUUAUAUCUUUUUAUAAAUUUUAGAAUCAAUUUCUCUUUAAGGUGGCUCAUUGUCUCUUUUCAACUCUUGUGCAUAUUAAAGAAAAGAAUGAGUUGAAAUUCA